AUGUCCAAGAGUGCCGGUAAAAUAAGACUACUAGUCAGUAAAUAUUUCCGGCCAAAGUGUAAGAAGGAGAUAUUGCCAACAUAUCUCUCACUUAAACGGUCUAGCAGAAUACCAAUAUCAACUACCAAAAUGUAUUCACUGGACACAGUGCCGUCGAAUAUAUAUUCAAAAUAUAUACAAGAUCACACUAAUGGCUACAACAAUUGA
Messenger RNA from Babesia microti strain RI, 207 nucleotides. RefSeq names its product conserved Plasmodium protein, unknown function. NCBI's taxonomy places the organism in Eukaryota, Apicomplexa, Aconoidasida, Piroplasmida, Babesiidae. The record is from RefSeq and is a predicted model, not a curated record. The transcript has 2 exons. The coding region runs from base 1 to 207 and encodes 68 amino acids.